Molecule: messenger RNA, 1371 nt
Organism: Eupeodes corollae
Lineage: Eukaryota; Metazoa; Arthropoda; Insecta; Diptera; Syrphidae
Product: RNA exonuclease 4
Exons: 1
Coding region: 173-1027 (284 amino acids)
Biological process (GO): rRNA processing
Cellular component (GO): nucleus
Molecular function (GO): nucleic acid binding; 3'-5' exonuclease activity
Source: RefSeq, a predicted model, not a curated record
CACGCUGACCAAAACUAUUGUCAAAUUCGAAGCAGCUGUGUCAGUAAUUUUUUGUUUUUCUAUUUAUUCUAAUUUAAAUUUUGAAUGUAUUAAAAUUUAAACACAAAAAACAAUUAUUUGCAUUCAAAAAACAAAUUCUUUUGAAAAUACUCAAUAAAAUAAAACAAAACAAAUGGAAGUAAACCGCCCGAACAAACAAAAAAAAUCCCCUCGCAAACCAAAUGAAAACAAACCAAAACCAACAACUGCAGAAGAAAAUAGACCAAAUGUCAAAACAAAGAAGCCCAAGGCAGCAUUCACACUGCCACCAGUACCACCGAAACCUUCUCUAAGCCGAAAGCAGGCAGGGACGAAUUGGUCAAGUGUCCUGGCAGCCAUAAAUGCAGCAGAUGGAACAAUUACUCUACCCGAAGCAAUCGAGGCAACACGAAAACCCGAAGCACCCAGUAACACCAACACCACCACCCCAAGUCAAUCUAAGAAUCGCCGCAAGAAAGAUCACCUUCAGAUUGUCGCCAUGGAUUGUGAAAUGGUCGGAACAGGACCUUUGGGAAACGAUGAUAUGCUCGCCAGAGUUUCGAUUGUUAAAAAAAGCGGCGAAGUUAUAAUGGAUAAGUUCGUCAAACCCCGAGAACAUGUGACCGACUAUCGAACCAGUGUCAGUGGGAUUCGACCCCAAGACAUAGAACACGGUGAGCAAUUUGAAAAAGUACAAAACGAAGUGAUUACUACGCUUCAGGGAAAGAUUCUCGUUGGCCACGGAAUCUACAACGAUUUGGCCGUCCUUAGCAUCAAACACCCGUCCUCGAAUAUCAGAGACACAGCGCGCUACAAGCCUCUCGCACGUCUCGUAUCCAACGGCCGGACGCCGAGUCUGAAGCGACUCAGUCAGGCCAUUCUCGGAAAAGAAAUCCAAACAGGAGAACACAACUCCGUGGAGGAUGCCCGAGCAGCAAUGAGCAUAUACAAUCGCCUGAGUCUCGACUGGGAGAAGUACAUCGAGAGGAAGAAAUACUCGCAUAAAUAAAAUCAACUCUUUAUUUUCAUUGUUUUGUUUUUAUAUUUAGAACAAAAACAGUAAUUUAUUUCUAUUUCUCUCAAAUCUAUGUAAAAAAAAUGUUAAACAAUCAAAAACAAGAGAAAAACCUUUGUUCUAUUUUUCUCAAAGCGAAGCCCAGGUGUCUUUGGGAACACACACCCCCCCCUACAGACGGGGAUAUUGUAUUUACAUUAUUUUCUUUUUAGUGGUUUAUAAAAAUAUGAAAAAUUUGUUAAGUUUCUGCACUUCUUCGCUCCAAAUCUGUUUAAUCUGAUAAUGAAUUAAUUAAUAAUAAAAAAAGAUUAAUCUUUACCUAAAGCAAACAAAAAUAA